Equus quagga is the source of this 444-nucleotide messenger RNA. RefSeq names its product centromere-associated protein E-like. The transcript is spliced from 5 exons. Bases 1 to 444 code for a protein of 147 amino acids. The record is from RefSeq and is a predicted model, not a curated record. NCBI's taxonomy places the organism in Eukaryota, Metazoa, Chordata, Mammalia, Perissodactyla, Equidae.
AUGCUCUUACAGAUGCAACUAAUUCAUGAAAUUUCCAACUUAAAGAAUUUAGUUAAGCAUGCAGAAGUGUAUAAUCAAGAUCUUGAGAAUGAACUAAGUUCAAAAGUAGAGCUGCUUAGAGAAAAGGAAGACCAGAUUAAAAAGCUACAGAAAUACAUAGACACUCAAAAAUCAGAAAAUGUGAACAUGGACUUGUCAUACUCAUCGGAAAACAUUCAAGACCUCAAACAGAUGAAACAGACUCUGUUCGAUGCUGAGGCUGUAGCCCUCGAUGCCAAGAGAGAAGCAGCCUGUCUCAGGAGUGAAAAUCUGGAGCUGAAAGAGAAAAUGAAAGAACUUGCAAGUGCAUGCAAGCAAAUGGAAAAUGAUAUUCAGUUAUAUCAUAGGCAGUUGGAUUUGCAAAGAGAUCAACUUGCAUUUUCUUCUUUGCCUCCAACUGCCUAA